GCAAUAUCUGUAACUUCCACUUCACCGGUCCCUCUCAGGGGUCCUUUACGUGGCAUUAAUAAACAUAGAUGGCGGCGGCGUCCAGAGCUUCAUAGAAUUUUUUCGUGAUUUUUUUCACUUUUAUGAUGAUUUGUUUGUGAAGACAGCGUUCAAAACCGUCCCUAUAUGUUUCAUUUUAGCGUUCUUGUUUGGGGAAGUUUAAGUUUGAAGUCGUAAAAUGAGCGGCUGGGCUGGUUUUUCUGACGCGGAGCUGCGGAGGUUGCAGCAGAAAGACGCAGCGGCAGCCCGCGGUCGCAAACCGGCUCCAGCCAACCGGAGUCGGCAGCAGUUACAGCGGGAGAAGGCCCUGCAGCUAGCCGCGUCUCCCGGCCUUCCGCCGGAGCAGCAGCUCAGCAAACCGCCGCCGCCGAAGAAUGAACCUCGGCCCGCAGCUCCAGCAGCAGCUCCAGCUCCAGCAGCUCCGGCAGCAGCUCUGGUAGCAGCUCCGGCGGUUAAGCUGGAGGUGCUGCAGAAGAGCAGCGAAGGAAAGCCCGCUGCAGAGGAGGAGAGCCCGGCUGUCAAAGAGCUGGAGAAACAAGAGGUGGAACUACGGGAGAAAACGCGUCUGGAACAACUGCAGCAGGAGCAGAAGAUAAUCGAAGAGAGGAAUAAACGCAAGAAAGCUCUGCUCACUAAAACUAUCGCUGAAAAGUCCAAACAGACUCAAGCGGAAGCGGUGAAGCUGAAGAGGAUCCAGAAGGAGCUGCAGGCCCUGGAUGACAUGGUGUCUAACGAUAUCGGCAUCCUGAGAGGAAAGAUUGAACAGGCCAGCUGGGAAUACAGCAGCGCCAGAAAGCGCUACGAGAAGGCGGAGGCCGAGUACGUGAUGGCUAAGUUGGACCUGCACAAGAAGACGGAGGUGAAGGAGCAGCUGACGGAGCACCUCUGCGCCAUCAUCCAGCAGAACGAGCUGCGUAAAGCUCACAAACUGGAGGAGCUGAUGCAGCAGCUGCAGCUUCAGGCCACCGAGGAGGAGGAGGAGCUGGAGAGACAGAAGGAGAAGGAGGAGAGAAACGGUGUUGUGGAGAAUCAGGAGGAAACAGUGCAAUCAACCAAAGACUGUAGAUCAGCAGAGGAAGAGACGGAGGAGAGGAAGGAGAGGAAGGAGAGCGGAGGAGACGUCCAGCAAGAACAACAAGAAGCGACGACGGAACAAGACUGUAAAACACUAGAAAACUGUCUUCAGACUGAAACUGUGACCUCCUGAUGCUCAAACACUCAUUCAUCAACCGUUAUGUAAAAUAUCUGGACAUCAUCACACAUUCAUUCAUCUCUGUAGGAUGAAUAGAAAGCACUGACGCUGAUGUAUUCCACUAACACUGUCAUCUACAUGAAAUAUGUCCGACUUAGGGCUCAGAAUCAAACCACAAUACCUUUUUAUUAUUUGGGUUCGGACCAAAACAAGUAGACUGAACCGCCGUCUUCUGAAAGAACAGUUUAUAUAUUACGUCUAAUACGCUUUGAGAAAAAUGUAAUUGUGGCCUGGACUCCACCGACGUCGGGAUGGAUGGAUGGACGGAUGGAUGGAUGGAUGGAUGGAUGGAUGGAUGGAUGGAUGGAUGGUGGGAACACUGGAGAGCAGAACACAAUGGCGUCCAGUUUGCGGUUCUGGUUACGGUUGAGGAGGAGGGAAAAGGUUUUGGUUUAAAUGUUGAAACACUUUUAAUAUUCAACAUUCAUACCAGAGCUGCAACUUCUUUUGAUAAUUGAUUAAUCAUUUUGGUCCAAAAAAAGCCAAAUAUUAGACGGUUAAUGGACCGUUCAGACCGUUUAACGGCUCUAGAAACUGUGAUAGUCGACAUUUUUCAUCGUUUUUUUUUGAUGUUUAAUCAACCGAACAGACGAUUAAUUGGAAAACUAACUGUAAGAUUGAUCCAUAAUCAAUAUAACGGUCAGCUGCAGCUCUUUCUUUAACCUUCAGAGUUCUUUCAGUUGUCUGAACAGAACCGUAAAAGCAUCAGUCACGCUUUACGUAGCGUGUUGUAGGAAAACAAAUGAGAUAAGUGAACGUUUUCCAGAUAUAGUCCGAACCUUUCGCUCUCCUCGUUAUGUUGAUAAAAACCAAUCACCUCACCGUUCCAACAUCUGAGCAGCGACGUGAUGGUUAAAGUCAGAGCGAGAUGGCGGUUAUGACUUCCUGUGUCGGCGUGUAGCGUCGGCAGUGGAUGUAAAUAACGUUUGUGUAUUUUUUUUGGACGUUGUAAAACGUGAUCCAGGUGUCUUUUACACUCCCUGUCAUGUGUUCGGCUGCUGCAGGUUAGCAGCACAGAGAACGCCCACCGCCAUCAAAUGUUCCCUCAUAUUUGUAUUAUUAUUUUUUUGAUCAGAUAGUCACCGACUUGGAUCAAAACUUCUCUCUCAUGUCGCGCAGCUGCUCGUGUUUAGACGACAUGUAACAUUUCAGAACUUUGGCUUCUUUUCUUUCUUUCUUUAUAGGGAAAAAAGGGGAAAACAUGUUGAUGUUUCUCAAACAUUUCAGAUGAUAGUCAGCCCCUCUCAGUACGUCGAAAGUCUCCUCUCUGAGCUCUUCUUCUACUUCUUUAAAAAAAAAACGUGGUGAAUUAUCUCUCAAAAACAUGUUUUUGAUUGUUUUCUUUGUGGCGACACUGAAUGAUGGGUACUGUUUACUUCCUGGAUGGAUGGAUGGAUGGAGGAGGAGGAGGAGGAGGAGGAGGGGGGGGGUGUAUUUCCAAAAACAUAAAGCCGUGUCUUAUGUGUCUGUAGAUGAACAUGUUCGCUGGCUCUGAGCUCGUGUUUCACUGAGGAGCCUCCUGAAGGGUAAGACCAUAUCUGCUCAUGUACGGAUGCUUUCAGCUGCAGAGUUUCUCUCGCUGCACGUUGGAAUAAUGUGUCGAAAUUAAUAUAUGAUGUUAAUCUCUCUCUCUCUCUCUCUAUAUAUAUAUGUAUAUGUAUAUAUAUAUAUGUGUGUGUGUGGGCCUGACCAAAGUCUGUAGAGCUGAUGGAGAAGAUGUCUUUAUUUAAAAAUGUUUAGAUCAACACUACAGUAUGAUAUUUUACUAAAAUAAACUUUUAAAGAGUAUA
Thunnus maccoyii (southern bluefin tuna) is the source of this 3081-nucleotide messenger RNA. RefSeq names its product golgin, rab6-interacting (gene gorab). The transcript is spliced from 5 exons. Gene Ontology annotation, biological process: non-motile cilium assembly. The coding region runs from base 218 to 1246 and encodes 342 amino acids. Lineage: Eukaryota; Metazoa; Chordata; Actinopteri; Scombriformes; Scombridae. The record is from RefSeq and is a predicted model, not a curated record.